This is a messenger RNA of Beauveria bassiana ARSEF 2860, 453 nucleotides long. Its product is annotated as alkaline foam protein B precursor. Bases 1 to 453 code for a protein of 150 amino acids. The record is from RefSeq and is a predicted model, not a curated record. The transcript has 3 exons. Lineage: Eukaryota; Fungi; Ascomycota; Sordariomycetes; Hypocreales; Cordycipitaceae.
AUGAAGGCCUCCAUCUUCUCCAUCGCCGCUGCUGUUGGCCUCGCCUCAGCCCAGUUCGCCUCUGUCGAAAACCACUGCGACAAGACCAUCUGGGUCCAGUCCUUCCCCUACGACGGUUCCGCUCCCGGUCCAGCCUCCGCCAUCGAGCCCGGCCAGCAGCCUUGGCAAGAGUCUUUCCGCCCCGGAGGCAGCACUGUCAAGAUCUCCGACUCUCGCAACUUUGACAAUGCUCUCCAGUACGGCUACUCCUUUUCAAGCAACCCUGACACGGCCUACUACGAGUUUAGCAACGUGCACGGCAACCCAUGGGCUGAUAAGCACAACAUUCUGAGCGCUGGCCCCGGCUGUGAGUCCUUUGACUGCGCUCCCAACGACUACAACUGCUACAGCAGGGGUACCCGUACCCUUCACUGCCCACAGCCCGUCAACAUUACAGCCCAGAUCUGCGUCUAA